AGUGGAGCCAACUAGUUGGAUCCAAAGCACAUCCAUUUCUCCUUUUUUAAGCUGCUUCUUUCUAAUAUUUUGACCUGCUGAUUUGAAGGCACAAUCGCAUUCUAGUGUCCUAGACUGGAAGGCCUCCUGUGGCUCCUGUGUCUUCUACAUCUCAUGCUAAACAGUGCUAUGAAUCUUCUUAAUUUGAAGAAAGCCUUGAAAUACAUCAAAUUUGUGGCCUCUUAGCUUCGAACUGCAACUUCUUGCUUUCUGAGCCAAAAGGGCAUCUGAUUGUUCACGGAUUUGCUACUAUUAUUUUGACCGUACUACUGAAGCACUCUUAUUCGUGACAGAAAAAGCUAGAUUGAGAAAGUUGAAAGUGGGUUUAAGUGCGGCUCUUUUCUCUCAUUGGCAUGACGGUGUUAAUGUCCUAGUGGCAGAUAUUGGAGUUGUUGUUUACCAACGUAUGCUUUAAUGGUUAUUCAUUGAUAAACUAUUAUAACAAGACAUUUUGCUUGCUUUUGAGGAUUAUUGGUGCUCAUGAAUCGAGAACAGAAGCGAGGGAAGCAAGAAAAAGAUUCUGAUGGUGCUGAGAAGGUCAUUGUUGCCGUUAAGGCAUCGAAGGAAAUCCCUAAGACUGCUCUUGUCUGGUCUCUAACUCAUGUUGUUCAACCUGGGGAUUGCAUUAUUUUGUUAGUGGUUUUGCCUCCACAAAGCUCAGGUAGAAGAUUAUGGAUGUUUCCAAGAUUUGCUGGUGACUGCGCCAGCGGUAACAAGAAGUCUCCUUCGGGAACAACUUCAGAGAAGAAGUGCGAUAUCAAUGAUUCUUGCUCCCAGAUGAUCCUUCGGCUUCAUGAUGUCUAUGAUUCAAAUAAGAUAAAUGUCAAGAUUCAAACUGUACCUGGAUCUCCUUGUGGAGGAGUAGCUGCAGAGGCCAAGAAAGUCCAGGCCAGUUGGGUUGUCUUGGACAAAGAUCUCAAACAUGAGGAAAAACGCUGCAUGGAAGAAUUGCAAUGCAACAUUGUUGCUAUGAAGCGAUCUCAACCAAAAGUUCUCCGCUUGAAUUUGGUUGGAUCGCAAAAGAAGGAUCCUGAAGCCAGUCCAUUACCUUCUGAGAAAGAAAUGCCCGGAAAACAAGCCAAACAGAAGAGCGAAUCUUUAAACUCCAUAAAAGCACCUGUUGUCACCCCAACAAGCAGCCCGGAGCAAGAGACACCAUUUACUGCAACUGAAGCUGGCACCUCAUCAGUUUCAAGCUCAGACCCUGGAACUUCACCAUUUUUUGUCUCAGAGAUAAAUGGUGAAUUAAAGAAAGAGGAGACAAUUAAGGAAAAUGAAGAACUUGAUGAUACUAAUUCGGACACAGACAGUGAAAAUAUGUCCACAUCCUCAGCGAGCUUGAGAUUCCAGCCUUGGAUCUCAGAAAUGCUUCUGCAUCAACGAUCAUCUCAAUGUGCAGAUGAAAGAUCUGAGAGAUCUCAUAAGAAGCCUCAAACAUCUACAACCAGAGCCUUGCUUGAAAAGCUCUCCAGGCUUGAGAGAGAUUCUGGAUUUGAAAUUUCGACCUCUAGAAGUGACUUGGAUUUCAGUGGAAAUGUAAGAGAUGCAAUAGCAUUAUCUAGAAAUGCUCCUCCUGGUCCACCUCCAUUAUGCUCAAUAUGUCAACAUAAAGCACCGGUUUUUGGAAAACCUCCAAGGUGGUUUAGCUAUGCUGAGUUAGAGCUUGCUACUGGGGGAUUUUCACAAGCCAACUUCUUGGCCGAAGGAGGAUUUGGAUCUGUUCACAGAGGGGUUCUAUCGGAUGGGCAAGUCAUUGCUGUCAAGCAACAUAAAUUGGCAAGUUCUCAGGGUGAUCAUGAGUUUUGCUCAGAGGUAGAAGUCUUAAGCUGUGCCCAGCAUCGAAAUGUUGUUAUGCUGAUUGGGUUUUGUAUAGAGGAUAAGAGAAGGCUACUGGUUUAUGAGUAUAUAUGCAAUGGAUCACUAGAUUCUCAUUUAUAUGGGAGACAACGGGAUGUAUUAGAGUGGUCUGCACGGCAAAAAAUUGCUGUUGGAGCUGCUCGAGGGCUGCGAUAUCUUCAUGAAGAAUGCAGAGUGGGUUGCAUUAUCCACCGGGACAUGCGCCCAAAUAAUAUUCUCAUCACCCAUGAUUUUGAACCAUUGGUUGGUGAUUUUGGACUGGCAAGGUGGCAGCCUGAUGGAGACACUGAAGUGGAAACUAGAGUCAUUGGAACGUUUGGGUAUUUGGCUCCAGAAUAUGCUCAAAGUGGCCAAAUCACUGAAAAGGCUGAUGUUUAUUCCUUUGGAGUGGUAUUAGUGGAGCUUGUUACUGGGCGGAAAGCUGUGGAUCUGAAUCGACCUAAAGGGCAGCAGUGUCUUACUGAAUGGGCGCGACCCCUGUUAGAGGAAUAUGCCAUUGAGGAACUGAUUGAUCCGAGGCUGGGAAAUUGCUAUUCGGAAAAUGAGGUCUAUUGCAUGCUGCAUGCUGCCUCAUUAUGCAUACGGCGAGAUCCUCAUUCAAGACCUCGCAUGUCACAGGUUCUGCGAAUGCUCGAGGGUGACAUGGUCAUGGAGGCAAAUUACCUAACAAGUGCUGGUUAUGAUGCCGGGAACCGGAGUGGUCGGAUCUGGGCAGAGCAGCAGAUGCAGCAUCAUUACAGUGGUCCCCUGCUGGAUGAGCCCCUGGAAUCUUCAUUCAGUGGAAAGCUUUCUCUGGAGAAAUACAGGUCUGCUUACCGGGAAAGGGACAAAGCCUAGGCGAACUUCCAUGUGAAGAUGGUGAUAUAUGUAAAGUAGGCUGACAUUGAAAAACUGCAUGAUCACAUGCUAGAAGCCUGAAAUAUGUUUCUCGCUUCUAUUAUUUUGGUGGUUUUUGGCUUCCCGUUUCUCUGCAAUGCCGUCAUGUAAUUUUUGCAUCUGUGUUUAUAAUAGGGGAAGGGAAAGUAGGUUAGGAGAUAAUAUAUACAGAUGCUUUUGAAAUUCCUUAAGAAAGUCACGGCCUAAUGGCCUUGUUUAAA
Messenger RNA from Neltuma alba, 2993 nucleotides. Its product is annotated as inactive protein kinase SELMODRAFT_444075. The transcript has 9 exons. NCBI's taxonomy places the organism in Eukaryota, Viridiplantae, Streptophyta, Magnoliopsida, Fabales, Fabaceae. Gene Ontology annotation, molecular function: protein kinase activity; ATP binding. The record is from RefSeq and is a predicted model, not a curated record. Gene Ontology annotation, biological process: protein phosphorylation. The coding region runs from base 520 to 2733 and encodes 737 amino acids.